AUGGCGUGCGCCCGUGCCCAAUUCGCAGCGACGACAGCGACGACGACGACGACGGCCGAUGCUGGUAAGACCAGCGGCGGGCCACGCCACUGGCUCAUGAAGGCGGAGCCAGAUUCGCGCCUGGAAAAGGGAGUCGAUGUGGCCUUCAGCAUCGACCACUUUGAGCGUGCAAAGGACCAGACGACGUCCUGGGACGGCGUGCGCAAUCCCGAGGCGCGCUCGAUGAUGCGCGACCGAAUGCGCAUUGGCGACAAGGUCCUCUUCUACCACAGCAACUGCAAGUUGCCCGGCGUAGCGGGCCUCGCCACCAUCGUCCGGCAGGGAUACCCGGACCACACAGCAUGGGACCCCAAGCACCCGUACUUUGACCCAAAAACGGACAAGGAGAGCCCCAAGUGGUUCAUGGUUGACGUCAAGCUCGACCGGAGGCUCCCCAACCUCGUGCCCCUGGCGCUCCUGCAGCACCUCGCGGCGGCCAAGGCCGCAGAGCAGGACCUCGAGUAUCUCGACAAGCAGGACAUUGAGGCCAUUUCAAAGAUGCAACUCCUCAAUCGUGGCAGACUGAGUGUUCAGUCAGUGGAGCAGAGGGCAUAUGAGGCCAUCCUGCGCCUUGGCGACAAGGGAGGCUGGACUGACUGGCCCGGGAAGUGGAACCCGAAGGGAAAGACAAAGGAAGUCAAGAAGCGGCCAAGCGACUCCAAAGAUGAAGAUCAGAAAGGUCCGAGCAAAGGUGCGAAAGCCGAGAAGGACAAGGAAGCCGAUGGAUCUCGACGGAGCAAGAGGGCCAAGCGGUAA
Messenger RNA from Acaromyces ingoldii, 795 nucleotides. Its product is annotated as DUF55-domain-containing protein. Gene Ontology annotation, cellular component: nucleus. The record is from RefSeq and is a predicted model, not a curated record. The coding region runs from base 1 to 795 and encodes 264 amino acids. The transcript is spliced from 3 exons. NCBI's taxonomy places the organism in Eukaryota, Fungi, Basidiomycota, Exobasidiomycetes, Exobasidiales, Cryptobasidiaceae.